Dacryopinax primogenitus is the source of this 1757-nucleotide messenger RNA. RefSeq lists its product as uncharacterized. The record is from RefSeq and is a predicted model, not a curated record. The coding region runs from base 1 to 1734 and encodes 577 amino acids. Gene Ontology annotation, biological process: regulation of DNA-templated transcription. NCBI's taxonomy places the organism in Eukaryota, Fungi, Basidiomycota, Dacrymycetes, Dacrymycetales, Dacrymycetaceae. The transcript has 3 exons.
AUGGCGCUCAUCUGCGAGCCAUCUCCCUUUAUACUCUCAACCGACGACGCCUCAUCAUCAUCUGUUUCUCAGCUCUGCCUCUCCUCAGAUCCUUUUGACCCCUCUGUCUUUGCUUUGUACAUGGCUUGGCCCUCAUCAUCUGGUCAACAACAACAACAACCGGAACAAACUGGGGGGGGAAGCACUGGAUCGUCUCGCGGAGGCAACGGCAGCAUCCCUCUGUCGCCGCUCUCCGCAUACACGGGCACGACCUCGAGCGGGGGUACCCCGCCCUCCCGCCUGACACCUGGCUCAUCCAACUCGUCCGCGCUGUCGUACGCGUCAAGCGCACCCCGAACGGGCCUUGACAACGCGACGCGCUCUAGCGCUCCAGCGGAGUUUCAACUUCUGCACCCUAGUGGACGUGCCAAUGGCGCUAGUCCAUAUCCGGCCCCCUAUGGAUAUCGCCCUGCCCAAAACAUUGAAGAGGGCACGAAUCCGGCGCUCUACCAUCCUGCCAGCGCCGCAGCACCCCCUCGUCCUUCUCACCCAUUCUCCAACACAACGAGUUCACCAUCGACCUACCGUGGCAGCUCCACAUCACAGUCUUCGCGUGAGGCACAGUACUACUCCCCUUCUGGCGCAUUGUAUCCUGUUAGUCCGCCCGAACUGCUCUCUCCAUCUUGGGGUCAACUCUCAUUGUGUGACUUUCAGCCAUCCUUCGAUUCCGGCCCCGGCACCUACGACCCCGUGCCGUAUGGAUCGCUCAGCGGCAGCAGCGGUCCAUCGCCGUACUCGAACAGAACAAGCCAAAUGGCGCCCGGUUUGCACUUCACUUUCCCGCACGGCCCCAACAGCACCCCAUCAGGCGACUCCGCCAACGACCCCUCCCCAUCACCCCACUCCUCGGGCUCAGAUUCCCCCAUCUACUCUGGGUCAUCUUCCGGCCUCAGCAGGCACCGCUCUCCUUCCAGAGCACAUGAUCCUAAUGUUUCAUUCCUGCCUCCUGUAGCACAUAUCCGGAAGCGCCCCAGGCGCAAGGCUGAUGAGAUUGAGCGUAUCUACAUCUGCGGCUUCGAUGGGUGCCAAAAGAGCUAUGGAACACUCAAUCAUCUCAACGCCCACGUCAGGAAUGCAAGCCAUGGGGAGAAGCGCCGACCUGAGGAGUUCAGGGAGAUACGUAAUGCUUGGAAACGCAGGAAAGCCCACGAGGCACAGGAGGCACAGGCCGCCGCCGUUGCUGCUCAGGCUGCCGAGGACCAGCGCCAGCGUGCCUCGGGGGCUGGGAUGACCGGUCCUUCUGGAAUGCGUUCCGCACAGCCUGUGCGCCGCCCCACCGGAGAGGACUAUGCGUCUCAAGGCUUCAUGGCUCACCGCCAGCAACAUGCCCCCGGCCUCGGGCUGCCCCCAAUGCCUCAGCUGGCUCAUCCCCGCGUGCCUGGCCCCAGUAUGGACCCCCAAGGGUACCCCUUCCCGCCAUCACUACCUUCUGCCAGCCUCUCUCCCUACUCAACGCGCGGCCCCUCCGCGCCGUGGACCCCAGCGGAUAGGCCAUCAAUGGUCUCCCCGUACAUGGAGUCCCCUGUGCAGGAUCCGAACCAGUACUUUGGCCAGCCUAUCCGCGUGCCGCAGACGCCGUCCGGAUUCGCUCCCGCAGGGAGUCCACGCGGUCCCCAAAGCAUGUUAGACUACCCUUCGCGGCAGGGCACCAGUGGGACAUACCCGCCAUAUCCCCGUGAUUCUUCCCGUCAGUAAAUACUCAUCAAGAUCGAAAUAAA